Messenger RNA from Kickxella alabastrina, 792 nucleotides. RefSeq names its product acyl-CoA N-acyltransferase. Lineage: Eukaryota; Fungi; Kickxellomycota; Kickxellomycetes; Kickxellales; Kickxellaceae. The coding region runs from base 53 to 607 and encodes 184 amino acids. The record is from RefSeq and is a predicted model, not a curated record. Gene Ontology annotation, molecular function: N-acetyltransferase activity. The transcript has a single exon.
UUUUUCCUUUUCCUUUUCCUUUUAUUUAUAAUUAUAAUUAUAUUCUUUUAUUAUGCCUGCCAACACCACCCAGCUAUCAAAAUUGUCGCCUAGCAUCAGACUCGCGCCAGCAACAGAAAAGGAUGUCAGGCUAAUUCUGUGGUUCAUCAAGCAACUCGCGCUCUACGAAAAGGCGCCGGAACAAGUCGAAGCGACAGAAUCCCUACUGAGAAAGAAUCUAUUCGGAGCACGCCCCUACGCCGAAGUAAUCAUCGCAUACGUUUCAAUUAUAAAAUCCAAUGAUCCCACCGCCAUGGAUGUUGAGGAGAAGCCAGCUGGGUUUGCGCUGUUCUUCCAUAACUUUUCAACAUGGGUUGGAAGACCCGGGUUGUAUCUCGAGGAUCUGUUUGUGUGCUCGGAGUAUCGCGGCUUGGGCAUUGGUAAGAUGCUUUUGGUCCAAUUGGCGAAAAUCGCCAAGGAGAGAGAGUGCGGUCGCUUGGAGUGGGUUGUUAUUGAUUGGAAUGAGCCGGCGAUCCAGUUUUACUUGUCGCUGGGCGCCAAGCAGAUGAAAGAGUGGAUCAUCAACAGGGUGUCGGGAAAAGCGCUAGAGGAUAUGUCCAAUAUGUAAAUGUCGUGCACUGUUCAACUGUGCAGAGGGGGGGUUUUGCAGCCUGUUUGGGCCCUUAUUUGGCCAGCAGGCUGGCGGUCGCAGUGACAAUGUAUAGGCCGUUGACUAUUGAUCCGCAGGUGAGCUGCAAUGCAAGAAGGAGCAGAGCGGUGCCAAGCAUCGAUUAGAAUGAGUUGGAAUAAAAU